AUGGCGCCACGACGUGCUCGGUCAAUAACGGGAGAUAACAGCGUGCCCAACCAUGACCCCCGUGCUGAUGGACUUAAGGAGUUCCAAGAAGAGAUGCGGAACGAGUUGAGGAACGAGCUGCGUGUGUUCCAAGAGGCGAUGAUACAAACUCUGAGGGCGCACAUUCCAGCCCAACCCCCAGUAAGAGAUCAAGGGCCAAUGGCGGAGGACUUACCACCUCCUCCACCUGCACCAGCCACAGCGGGAGACUACUUGCCGAUCAUUCGAGAGUUGCGGUCUAUGCACACCCCACGAUUUGAGGGAUCGCUGGAUCCCGAGGUCGCAGAAGAAUGGCUGACACAAAUUACACAGGACUUGGAGUAUGUCCAAUGUCCUCUGCGCUAUCGCGCCACGAUAGCGAGCCAUCAUUUGUCCGGACCAGCUCGUCACUGGUGGAGGAAGGUGACCGAGGAGAUGCCAGCUGGACAUCACUUCUCCUGGGAAGAGUUCAAGGAGGAGUUUGAACGGAAGUACUACCGACGACAUGAUCAGGAACGGAGCCUCUCCGCUUUUCUGAACCUACAGCAAGGUGACAUGACCAUACGAGCGUAUGAAGCAGAAUUUAUCCCUAUGCUCAACUAUGCAUCACACCUAGUACCCCAUGAGUAUAUGAAGAUCCAGAAGUUCAUUGCUGGCUUACGACCAUCGCUCCGCAGAAAGGUCGUACUUCACGAGUUCCGGACACUAGGCCACUGCAUCGAUCAACUAGAGAAAGCAGAAGAGGCAGAGAAGGAAGAGAAGGAGGAGAGGAUCCGAGAUCGGAGCCCUCCCAGACGCUACACCCACACCCGACCUCCAGUGAAAGUCGCACAAUCUAGUCAGGGCAACGAGGCGCAACAAAAAGUGAAGGCACCAUCUGUUCGUGCACCACCUCCACCUGUUCGAGGACCGCUGACCUGCUUCCGAUGCCAACAACCCGGACACUUUGCAGCCAAUUGCACGGCGAACAUAGAGGCAUUGCCAGCUACUAGACCACCACGACCACCACCGAGGGCCGGAGCAGCCCCGAGGGUGUAUGCCCUUGCAUCUGAGAUGGAGAUACAAGAGGAGGAGACUGAUUCCGAAGCAGAGGAAGCUGUUGCUAUUGCAGGUACCCUUCAUCUUUGCGAUGUAGAGUGCUAUACGUUAUUUGAUACUGGAGCUACUCACAGUUUCUUGAGCUUGGAAAAUGCUAAGAAACUAGACAUGGAACGAACAGAUCUAGGGAGCGACUUCACAGUUCGCACACCAUCAGGAGAGAUACUUCCAAUAAUGGGACAUUACGAGGAGUAUCGCUAG
This is a messenger RNA of Tarenaya hassleriana, 1317 nucleotides long. RefSeq lists its product as uncharacterized. Bases 1 to 1317 code for a protein of 438 amino acids. NCBI's taxonomy places the organism in Eukaryota, Viridiplantae, Streptophyta, Magnoliopsida, Brassicales, Cleomaceae. The transcript has a single exon. Gene Ontology annotation, molecular function: zinc ion binding; nucleic acid binding. The record is from RefSeq and is a predicted model, not a curated record.